AUGUCGACUGUUGAUGAGGAAAAGUUAAAACAACUGAAGAAAGAGUUGGAGAAAUUUAAGAAAGGGGAAACAAUUAAAGGUAGAUCGAGAACAACGCCACUAGGUAAACUUUUUGACCAAAUUUCAAACAAGAUAGACGGCUUUCAAUUACAAAAAGAUGUAGUCGGUUUUCUAUACAAUAACUUUGGCGGUGAUAAAACGGAAACUGAUCGAAUUUACAAAAGGAGAUACGUCAUUGGCCAAAUAUUGGACUCUCUCUCUGAGAUCAAUAAACUUUCUAUGAAAAAUAAAGAGUCCUCUAUGAUAUCUAUUCCCUUAUAUGAUAUAAGAAUAGUUGGUGAACUAACUAAUAUUCUCAUUAUUCACGGUAUUUAUUCGGUUGUUCCUCAAGGGUAUUUAAUUCCAUUAGAUCAAAGAAAGCUUAAAAACUUCAAGAUACAAACAGCAUUUGAGAGAAUUGAUUUUAAGGCUGGGGCUCCCAUAUUGAAAGAUAUACUUUGCAAAAUGACUCAAAUAUUUGAAUCUGAUAGUGAUUUAAAAGACCUAAUACUUGUGGGAACUGGGUUUACUGACACAUUGUCAAUUGCCGUACUCUUUUUCUUCUCAUCCGACGAGUACCGUCAAUAUCUUGAUAAGUUAGAGUCGAAAAGUUCUACUUAUCAGCUAUUAUCUUUUUACUCUUUGCUGUAUAGAAAUUCAAAACAAAAUCCCAAAUAUGCCAAUUUUGUGUUGUCUUUGUUGACAAAACAAAUUUUAAAGCCCAACGGAAUGGAAUCUUUAAUUGACUUGGUCAUGGGUUUGAGAGAAGACGAAGACAUUGAUAUAACAAAAAUCAAUUAUGUUGUGCAAGUGAUAAUAUCGUCCAAGCCCACAGGCAUGUCAGCAGUUGAGUACUUCCAAAAUAUCUUUACACAAAUAUACAAACUGCUUAUUUUGGUUAAUAGACCGCUGAUGAAUACGAUUCUAGUUGAAAUAAUAAAUGACAUAUAUCUGAAGAACAAAGCCGUGAUCAUCGACUUUUUAUUCAAAGAAAUUUGGAAAACUUUCAAUCCUGAGCCCAAAAAAGAAUCUGAUGAUAUUGUACUAGUAUGUGGUGUGGACUUGAACAAUGCAUUCAAUGUGUGUCUAUCAAUCUCAAGAUCUCUUAAUAGAAACAAUCAAGAAAUCAUCAAUGAAUUAUUUGAGCCCGUGUUGUUGAAACUGUGGUAUUAUGCAAAUUUUCAAAAAGAGAAGGGAAAAGACUAUGGAAUCGUAGUGAACUUAAUAAAAAACAUUAUUAUUCUAGGUGAUACGAAACAUUUCGUGAAACUGAUAAUUUCAAACUUGAUAAAUUUCCAAGACAAAUGGGUUUUUGGUACUGAAGAUAAUAAUUUGACGUACAUUAAAUGUAAUACUAAUGAAGUUUAUACGAACAAAGAUAACAAGUUUUUAAAACUCUUUGAUGAAAUUGAUUUCUAUGUUGACAGUUUUGUGGAACUCGCUACAAAACUAAACGACAGUGAUUCGGAAUUAUUAAAUACCGUACUAAUCAUUGUUCUUGAUACUUUCACUUCGAAAUCAUUUGCCUCAAACCUUGAUCUACCAAUACAAAGAGUUAUUGAUUUGAAACUGAUCCAAUCUCUCCUUGAAACUUUCCGGAUAGAAAUUGAAGAUACUCCUAUUGCGGUUUUGUUCUUCACGAAUACAUACCUCACCCAAUUUUUCAAUUCUAAAAAAUCAGAACCAGAUGCAGAAUUAAGAGUAAUUGAUGAAGAAAACGACUCUGAUGAUGAAGAUGGAGAGGAGGCAAUCAUUCAAGAUUCAGAAAAUGUAAUUGCACUGGUUCCUGUUUUGGAAAUCAUCUCAGAGUUGAGGCCUUCUAGGGACGAUGAAAAAAACCAAUUAGAAAGACUACAGACACUUCUCAAACAAAACAAUGCAUCAAUACCUACAACAAUAAAACCCUUCACGGAUAGGAUUGUUGAGAUAGACACACACAACUUGGUGCUAAAACCAAAGAUAGAUGCGUUCAACAUCGAAACAAUAUUGAAACAGAUCAAUGAUACGAGCCCUUCGAUCAGAGUAUAUGCAUUGAAUAACUUAACAGAACAUGCCCUUUCUGGAAAAACAGGCGAAGGUAAUAGCAAUGUUUCCGUCAAGUAUACCGUUAAUUUACUUAUAGCGCAACUAAAGGAUCCAGAACCCUAUGUGUAUCUCAACAGUAUAAAAUGCUUGGUAUCCAUUAUCUCAUAUGACAAAUCGUUUCUUGGUGUUCUAGUCGAUCAAUAUUCCCACUCACCCAAAUCUAUUGAUGAGAAACUAAGACUUGGUGAAGUGAUAACCAAGUUUGUCAAACUGAAUGGUAAAGUGUUGAAACAGGAUCAGGUGAAAGAAAUCAUUACAAUGUGUAUCAAUAUAGCAAGAUCUGAUUCUAAAUUACAACAAAGAUACAAAGACAAUAAGGAUGUGAGGAUGAAAAUGUCGGCGUUAUCCAUUCUAGGAAUCAGCUGUUCUGAAUGUGGUUACGAUAUUGUUCCCUAUGUUAGCGAUAUCGUUGACUUGAUACAUGGUAUCAUUACGUUUGAGGAUAGUGUGGAACUGAAGAGAGCAGCUGUUGUUAUUGUGAAUGAUAUUGUUCGUAAUGAAAAGGGUCUUGGAAUUCUCGAAAAUUAUGGGGAGAAGAUACAGAUUCUUCUCGAAUUCAUCGCCGAGAAGGAUACAGACUUGUUGGUCAGUGGCUUUGCUGAAGAUGCUCUAAACUCUAUUGAGGAAUCUUUCCAAAAGAAGCUAAAAAUCUCCGGAUAA
This is a messenger RNA of Pichia kudriavzevii, 2784 nucleotides long. RefSeq lists its product as uncharacterized. Bases 1 to 2784 code for a protein of 927 amino acids. NCBI's taxonomy places the organism in Eukaryota, Fungi, Ascomycota, Pichiomycetes, Pichiales, Pichiaceae. The record is from RefSeq and is a predicted model, not a curated record. Gene Ontology annotation, biological process: protein secretion. The transcript has a single exon.